GCUACCCAUGAUUUUCAAAUUAAAUGAUGUCCACUCGUAAUUUAUUUGGCAAUCUAAGAAUACCAGACGUAGACACAUGUUGUGGUUGUGUGACCGAUAUAAAAACAGCUGCCACUAUUAUUGCAGUACUGGGGAUCGUAACGUGUCCCCUGGUGUCAUGGGCUGUUGUUCGACAUGCCUACGUAAUCCGUGUGUCUUGUAUCGUCACAACCAGCUCAACGCGCGCUGACGUUAUUGAUAUAAAUCUCAAUAAUAUCCUUAGUUUUGGCUUCGGUGCUAAUGCUGGACUCGGACCAUCAUGUAUUGUUAGGAAUAAAACGGAAACUCCUGAUCCAACUAUGCUACUACGAAUGAGAUCUGAAGACGGAGAGGGACAUUCAAAAUUUGUCAGUGUUGUACGAUUUUUGGGAUGGCUAGUACUAACUGCAGAUACUUUCUUCCUAUUGUCCAGUAUCAAUUUAUUAGUAAAAAUGUUUCGGGGACUAGGACAACAAGGGGCACGAUAUUUUAUAAUUUUCGGAUUGGCUGCUGUAAUAUUAUCAUUUAUAUAUGGAUUGCUAUAUGUAUCAGCUUGUGUGUAUAUGGGUGGAUCAUUUCCCGUGUUUGAGUUCGUUUUUUCGCUUGUUGAUUUAAUAAUGUUCAGCAUGUGGCUACAUUUCUUCGCAGUAGUACAUACAUAUUCAAAACCGCCUCGAAAAUUGACCCCACUUGAUCGAAUUAGAAAACUUUUGCGGUCCCAGUACAGUAGAAACGUUCAACCUAGAAAAUUCGACGGAAACCGACGUGAUCUUGAAAGAAGACAUACCAAUAGUUCACUCAUAAUGCAGGGAGUGUGAAGUGGAGUCAU
Messenger RNA from Pieris brassicae (large cabbage white), 847 nucleotides. RefSeq lists its product as uncharacterized. The record is from RefSeq and is a predicted model, not a curated record. The transcript has 6 exons. NCBI's taxonomy places the organism in Eukaryota, Metazoa, Arthropoda, Insecta, Lepidoptera, Pieridae. Bases 24 to 836 code for a protein of 270 amino acids.